AUAACAGAACGGCGUGUAUCGGCUGGACUAGGGGAGGGCCCACGGGCGAGGUGACGCGCCCUGCCCACUCGGUAUCUUAACAUUUGUGUGGCAGACUGGCAGUCUGUGUCUAGCUGCUGUAGUGGGAAGACAGGCAGCAAGUCGGCGGAGCCGUGGAAGUAUCCAGCAGCCAGAGCCCAGGCAGCCGUUGGGAGAAGGAAGGGUGUCCGCAUCUGCCGUACCGCACAGCUGCCCGCACCAAUUCAUGUCCACGAUGCUGUCUGAAGACAGAGACUUCAACGGGCUAGGAGAGCAGACGACAGACGGACAGACCAGACUGACUGGUGGCAGCAUGGCGUCCAUACCGGAAUACUACGCUGGCAAGAACGUGCUGGUCACAGGAGCCACGGGCUUCAUGGGCAAAGUGCUGGUGGAGAAGCUGCUGAGGUCCUGCCCUGAGGUCAAAGCCCUCUACCUCCUGGUCAGACCCAAAGCCGGGCAGUCCAUGCAGCAGAGGGUCAGCGACAUGAUGGUGUGCAGGCUUUUCGACAGAGUGCGCGAGGACAACCCCGACUUCCACCAGAAGAUCAUCCCCAUCAGCAGCGAGCUGACGCAGCCGGGCCUGGCCAUCAGCCCAGAGGAUGUUGAGAAGCUCUCCGCCUGCAUCAACGUCAUCUUCCACUGCGCUGCCACCAUCCGCUUCGACGAGCCGCUCAAACAUGCCCUACAGCUGAAUGUGAUCGCCACACAGCAGCUCCUCAGCCUGGCCCAGCAGAUGAACCACCUCGAGGCCUUCAUUCACGUCUCCACCGCUUAUGCAAACUGCAACCGCAAGCACAUCGACGAGGUCAUCUACUCGCCACCUGUCGAGCCCAAGAAACUCAUCGAGUCUCUUGAGUGGAUGGAUGACGGCAUGGUGCGCGACAUCACGGCACGGCUCAUUGGCGACAGGCCUAACACAUACACCUACACCAAAGCCCUGGCUGAGUAUGUGGUGCAGCAGGAGCAAGACAAGCUUAACAUCGCCAUCAUCAGACCCUCCAUAGUGGGAGCCAGCUGGCAGGAGCCUUUCCCAGGUUGGAUCGACAACUUCAACGGGCCAAGUGGAAUCUUUAUAGCUGCUGGGAAGGGGAUCUUGCGCACUAUGAGAGCCAACAACGACGCGGUGGCUGACCUGAUCCCUGUGGACGUAGUCAUCAACCUCACACUGGCUGCCGGCUGGUACACCGCUAAACACAGACCUAAACCAGCUCUGGUGUACAACUGCACAACCGGCGGCAUCAACCCGUUUCACUGGGGAGAGAUCGAGCACCACGUGAUGUUGUCCUGGAAGAGGAACCCGCUGGAACAGGCUUUCCGCCGGCCCAACACAAACAUCACCUCCAACUACCUGAUCAACCAGUACUGGAUCCUGGUCAGCCACAAAUUCCCAGCCCUCAUCUAUGACUUCUUCCUGCGACUCUCUGGACAAAAGCCGCAGAUGAUGCGCAUCUUCAAUCGUCUGCACAAGGCAAUCGGCCUGCUGGAGUAUUUCAGCAGCCGGGACUGGGAGUGGAACUCUGAGAACAUGAGCAUGCUGAUGAGCCAGCUAACCCCAGAGGACCGGAAGACAUUUAACUUUGAUGUGCGGCAGUUGAACUGGCCCGAAUACAUCGAGAAUUACUGCAUCGGCACCAAGAAGUAUGUCCUGAAUGAAGACAUGUCUGACAUUCCUGCUGCCAGGCAGCAUCUGAGGAAACUGAGGAACAUCCGCUACACCUUCAACACCCUGUUGGUCGUUUUCAUCUGGAGGGUGUUUAUUGCCCGCUCCCAGAUGGCCAGAAACAUCUGGUACUUUGUGGUCAGCCUCUGUUUCAAGUUCCUCUCCUACUUCCGCGCAUCCAGUACCAUAACCAACUGAGUCUUCCUCACCGCCUAAAACCAGAUACAGCAGCCCUCUGCCUUUACCUGUCAGCAGGAUGCAACAUCUGAGACUCUGACCAUCCACGAUAGACACUCUAAAUCCUUCUGUUAGUGUGGAUUAGCUGGGGGCUCUCUACAGGUGGGAGGCUACAGUUGUGUGAAGCACUCAGAAGGGAGAAAAGAGGUUUACUAGACAUGAGUUAUUUGUUUAGUUCAGAAAUCAGUACCUGCACUGUUCAGUCACCAGACCCGUCCAAAAACAUUUUGUCAUUCAUGUUGUACCUACCCUUUUCUUCUCAAAGUGGCCAAUUAUAUAUGCAACAAUAAGCCUUUUGUGUGAUUUGUUUUCAUACUUGAAAUAUGGCAGUGCUUCACUGGUGGACGAUUUCUAUAAGAUUAUUUUGGUUCUGUUUUUUACUGUGGGGAUAUCCAGUUCCUGUCUUUACUUGUUUACUUGUCUUUGUCUUGCCUUGCGUGUAUCUACUGCCUUUUUAAGAUUACACCCCAAAAACUAACUGGUGGUUGUCUGUCUUAACAUCAUUCCACAGAUUGAGACUAGUAUUUAAGCUAAAUUCUGACUACACAAAACCGUAUCACUACUUAUACCAAAACCUACAGAUCUGCUAUCUUCCCUGCGGUCGAGGUUGUCACUCAUUUACUAUAACAAACAAUGUCAGUAUGUCUCUGAACAUAAACCUUGUUUGUUUGAAUUCUCACCCACUUUAUGCCUGUUUGUACAACAGUUUGUACUGAAACUAAGUUUACUACUUUUACAUAUUUAUACUUGCGUCAAAGGCUGAUAUAUGUGGUAGACCUUGGCAGUGUAAUAUAUAUAAAUAAGAGUACAUCAGAGUCAAGUUUAUUUGUAUAGCCCAGUAUCACAUUGUACAAUGUCUCCCAGCAGUCCCCAACCAAGCCCAAGUUUUUUAAGAAACUCCCCAGAACCUCAAGGCAUUUCAAAGAGGGACCCCCCUCUCUCCUCAGUCGGGUAGGGGUGAAAAAGGAGCCUCAGGUGGAAAAAUUACAAAUUGUAACAUUAAGUUAUAGUUGGAUAUGCCAAGAACAAUGGGAUUCUAAGAGGUCAAAUGCUAAUGCAGUAAAUCCAAAAUGAAGCAUGGGUCCAUCCAAUCGGUUGUUCCCCCUUUUUCAAGAAGGUACGUGAGGUUGGGGGGACCAAGCUUUGAGCAGGCAAUUUAGUGGAGUAGGGAGUCAGGUCACUUGAAAGAUGGAGGAUUGGAUGGAGUGUAUUGGCGUUCAAUUUGAGUCACAGCGGUAACCAAAUGUUUCUGUGAAAAAUUAUUACCUGGAGAUAUCUGAAAAACCUAAUAGGUCGCUUAACAACACAUUCAGAGUGUUUUGAAAAACCUUGGGACUCGUCAAGCUACCUGGAUGAAAAUAUUCCUUAAACUGCAUUGAUAAAUAGUUGAAACCUAAAUUGUAACACAUUUUUUUAUUUUAGAUAAACUGUCUUAGGAAACUUGCAACUUGGGAAACCAGUUUAAAAUGUUUUUAUCCAUAUGGCUAAAAGGUUUCUUGAAAUGUCUUCAGAACAGAAAUGUAGCUCAGUCUGUUUUAUUAGAGAAAAGGAUGGUGACCGCUGUGAUUCAAAGUUUUUUUUUUUUUUUUUGUUUUUUUUUUAAAGGUUAUUUUUUGGGCAUUUUAGGGGAUUGACAUGCAGCAAAGGGCCACAUGCAGCAGGCUAGCAAGGAAGGAGCCAGUGGGGCACAGAGAAGAUGGUAUAUGCCAUGUGAAGAUGAAGGCACUAUUGACAGAAGAUUUCUUUUAGUUCUUGAGGCAGGCCUCUGGAUACUGAGGCGGUCAUGUUUGUUAAAAAUGGAUAAGAAAGAUCAUAAAUGUAUGUUAAAGACCAUGAAUUAGCAAGGCUACGGUGUUGAAAGCUGUAGUUUUUCCAAUUUAAACCAGAAAAAAGAGCAUUUUGGCUUCUAUAUGUAAGAAAAGUGUCAGUUUUUAAAGUGACCGCUAGUAAACAUGACAAUUUAUUGCAAUAGAGUUUGCGUCAUCUGUAUCAGAGCGAAAACUCAUGCUGAAAAUUCUGCCGAACAGAAUAUUUGAGAAGUAGUGGACCAAGUAUGGAGCCUUGAGGUACAGUAUGCCUUACCUGAUGGGGAGAUGGACUACUAUUUUUAAGCAAGUCAAACUGUCCUGUUUGUCUGGACCUAAAUCACAAAAGUGCUAGGUUAUAAACAAAGGACUUAAGGCUAUCCUCGUAUUGCAUCCUUGACCCCAGUUUAGAAGAUCUGUAAAUUGCUGUGUGGGUCCAAAAAUUGUACUUGACUGAUCUUUGCUUGGUGAGUGUCGUCAGGAUUCCACCACACAGCUUCCCACCGAGUCUACCAAAAGUGUUAGUGUGCCAGGCAAGUCGGAUUUAUCCUAAACAAAUGAGAAAACUGUGUACAGGAUUGUAUGUGUUGCAAGGCUUGACUCUUGACAGAAUACAAAUAAGUUAUGAGCCUAUAUGGGAGAAAAAGGGACACAACUAAAUAAAUGUUUAUGCAAA
Molecule: messenger RNA, 4399 nt
Organism: Perca flavescens (yellow perch)
Lineage: Eukaryota; Metazoa; Chordata; Actinopteri; Perciformes; Percidae
Product: fatty acyl-CoA reductase 1
Exons: 12
Coding region: 245-1879 (544 amino acids)
Biological process (GO): long-chain fatty-acyl-CoA metabolic process
Cellular component (GO): peroxisome
Molecular function (GO): alcohol-forming very long-chain fatty acyl-CoA reductase (NADP+) activity
Source: RefSeq, a predicted model, not a curated record